CGAAUCAUUUUCCAACUCGAUCCGGUCGAAUCAAGUCGCAAGUUUAUUUUACGGUGGUGUGCAUAGUGCGAGAUUUUUUAUUAUAAGAUAAGAGUUGAUGUCAUAGAAAUGAUAUAGUUACCUAGUAAGGCUAGUUGUUUCGGAAAUAGUGGCAUCCGUGUUCUUUUAAAGAGUGUGCGGAGUCGAAAGAUAUUGUUUGCAAUUUUCCAUAGAGUGUAUGAAUCAUUAGCUGGCCAGAUUGUCGGAUAAAGAGAAGGGUGUGCAAGGAAGAGAGUGUUUGGUGGUGUAGGGGCUUGGUCUUUUCAAGUGAAGCCCAUUCCACCUUUUGGAGCAAUUCGAUAAGGCUGGUUGCUGGCUGUGCCGCAGAUUUACAUACUCUAUAACCAGCUUCCGGUUUGGUAUUGAUAGUGCUACGAAGAAGCUGUGUUUCGAUGACUAGCAGCGCUGGAAGAAAUCACACCCGUUCAGUUCCCCCGUCCGCGUCCCGUAGUCAACAUUAUUAGAGCGAACCAAUCGAGAAUGCCAUUAGCAAACUCGGUGGACCCAUGGAGAGAGAAAGUCCCACUCAAUAUCGGCGGUACAGAGCGCACGGCGUCUCUAACUCGAUUUCAGGUCUCCGGAUAGUUUCUUCAUCGUCCCAGGACAAUGUCGAGAUGGUUGUUGAUGAAAGCUACGAUGCAUUGCUCGGUCAGCAGCCACCGCAGCUCGAUCCGGGCGGGCAAUUGCAUCAGCAUAAUCAGUAUCAGCAAUUGUGCUCCAGUGGCAUGGACGUCGAAGCGAUGGAUCUGGACUCCACCGAAGUGGCAAUGAUGAAGUCCAGUGACGAACAGGAGUACGAUAUCCGAGAUGUAGUGCGCGAAGGACACGAAAAGGCUGACCCAUCUCAGUUUGAGCUGCUCAAAGUACUCGGGGAAGGAUCAUUUGGAAAAGUAUUCUUAGUUAGGAAAAUUGUUGGGAAAGACGCUGGAACGCUGUAUGCAAUGAAAGUAUUAAAAAAGGCCACAUUAAAAAUAAAGGAUCGUGUUCGCAGUACUAAUGAACGCAAUAUUUUGGCUGACGUUGGUCACGCAUUUAUUGUUAAAUUGCAUUAUGCCUUCCAAACGCCGGGAAAAUUGUACCUUAUUCUGGACUUUCUACGCGGUGGCGAUUUGUUCACACGAUUAAGUAAAGAAGUAAUGUUUACCGAGGAGGAUGUCAAGUUCUACUUAGCUGAGCUGGCACUUGCCUUAAAUCACUUGCAUGGUCUUGGUAUUAUAUACCGAGACUUGAAACCAGAGAAUAUUUUGCUGGAUCAGGACGGUCACAUAGCUUUAACCGAUUUCGGACUAUCGAAACAACCGCUGGACGGUUCGAAAACGUAUAGUUUUUGUGGUACGGUCGAAUACAUGGCGCCAGAAGUAGUCAAUCGGAAAGGUCAUACGUUUGCUGCAGACUGGUGGUCGUUUGGUGUUCUCAUGUUUGAAAUGCUAACAGGAAACCUUCCUUUUCACGGUAGUAACCGGAACGACACUAUGAAUCAGAUCUUGAAAACUAAGCUGGGUAUGCCGGAGAAUUUGAGUCCCGAGGCCCAAAGUUUAUUGAGAGCAUUGUUUAAGCGAAAUCCUCUGAACAGGUUGGGGGUUGGUCCCAAUGGUAUCGAAGAUAUCAAAAAGCAUGAGUUUUUUGCCAAUGUCGAUUGGGACGCAUUUGAGCGAAAAGACGUACGACCUCCAUUUAUACCUGCUGUUUCUAGAGACGAUGCAUUCUACUUUGACUCGGAGUACACUAAUAAAUCACCAAAGGAUUCCCCGGGUGGACCUGUGAGUGCAAGUGCGCAUGAAAUUUUCCGUGGUUUUAGUUUCGUAGCUCCAGCAUUAUAUGACGAGACACCGAAUUUUGCUAAUGGAAGUGGAAGUUUAAUGAAUCAACAACCAGCAACUAGGUCACCGUUUUCUAACGAAAUCCCAGGCGUCAAACCAGGAGCGUUUGGUGAUGAGUACACUUUGAUGCAGGAGUUGGGCCGUGGAACGUUUUCGAUUUGCAGACUCUGCGAAAGUAGGACUACAAAGAAGCAUUAUGCCGUUAAGAUUAUUGACAAAUCAAGCCAUGAUUGUCGGGAGGAGGUAGAAAUCUUGUUACGUUAUGGAAAUCAUCCGAAUAUUGUUUCUCUAUAUGGUGUUCAUGAAGACGUUACCUACGUUUAUCUGGUGAUGGAGUUGCUGAAAGGAGGCGAACUACUAGAUCGGAUUCUCGCCAUUCAAUUUAUGAACGAAGUGGAAGCCAGCGCCGUGUUGAAGACAGUAGUUUCAGCAGUAGCGUAUCUUCAUGAGCACGGUGUUGUACACCGAGAUCUGAAGCCAUCGAAUUUGCUGUAUGCGUCGAUUAACCAUACGCCGGAAUCUUUAAAACUUUGUGAUCUAGGUUUUGCCAAACAGUUACGAGCAGAUAACGGUUUGCUCAUGACCCCGUGUUACACGGCAAACUUUGUAGCACCAGAAGUGCUGAAAAAGCAGGGUUACGAUUUAGCAUGUGACAUAUGGUCUCUUGGGGUGUUGUUGUACAUUAUGCUAGAUGGAAAGACGCCGUUUGCUAGUACGCCAAAUGACUCUCCGGAUAUGAUUUUGGCAAGAAUAGGAUCUGGAAAAGUGGACUUGGAGACAGGGAAAUGGCCCAGUAUAUCCGAGGAGGUGAAAGAGCUACUUCGACAGAUGUUACACAUUGCCCCACAGCGAAGGCCGACUGCAGCGCAGAUCCUGCGGCAUCCCUGGCUGUUUCGAUCCCGUCUACUGUACAAUCAGCCAGGCAUGCAACAUCAAGCGCAUCAAACGACCGCUGACUCGGCAGUUGUGACGACUUCAGUUGCUGCGACAACAAUUUGCACCCAUUGUCCGGCAGACAACACGGAAGCUAUCAAGGGAGCGGUUCAUGCCACGUUCCGGGCUAUUUCUUCUCCGCAGGCAGCUAAUCUUGGACCGGUAGGAAUGUCCGAUUUGGCUAGGAGAAGAAAGGAUAAGAUGAACAAUUCGUAAUUGUAAAGAUUGCGAUGGUCUAUGUAUGUGUGUGUUUGUAAGAGCUUUCUUCAAAUGUCUGUAUGUGUGAUUCUAGUUGAGCCAUAUUAAGUAAAGGUAAGAGUGAUGCAUUGUGUUAUAGAAUUAGUGUGCGUGGGGUUGUCUGGGCGAUUCUGGAUGGUUACAAAUUUCCAUCGGAAUUAUCCUCACGCAUAUUUUGAAUGUGCAUGAAGUGUUUUCAGAAAUAGUGUAAAGUGAAAUCUUUUUAUUGGCGUACCCGUGAAAUGAGAUUGUUUUGUUAUCAAACCACAAACAAUUUUACAAACCUUACCAAAAAUAUAUCAGAGCUGUACGUUUUUUAAUAUACAGAAAUUCGUGUUUUGUUCACACUUUCUCAUGAAAUCUUCUUAUUGCUAUUGAAACGUUGAGUUUCAUAAGUUGCUUGUUGCAUCGAGUGGAUAUUUUGGUAUCUGGUCGUUGCAUCGACGCACGUGACUCAAAAAUAAUUUUCAUUAAUAUUUCAAACUUUCAUUUGAUUUGCUUAUUAGCUUUCAUAGUACCUAUGUCCAAGCAUUUUUGAAUGUGUGCACUGUAAAUGUCUGUUAUUAACACGGUUGAGGUUGGCAAAUGUAUAACGAAAUAGUUUUAUGAUAAAGAGGACUUCCAAAGAGAUUUUUUUCACAUCAAGAAAUUUAAAAGUAGCACCCUUUUGUGACAUUUAAGAGCCAGUUCGCGAGAAGCGCAACCUCAUGUUGUUUUGAUGUUCUCCGAUUGGGCUGAAAUUUUCAGCAUUUGUUUGUCUAUUCAAGGUAGGAAGUUUUGCAAAAUUUCAAUUUUUUUCAUUGAGGUUAAGUGGGGUAAAACGGCCAUUGAAAAUGAUAUGUCCAAAAACGUCCAAAUUCUAAAAAGUGCAAUAACUCCUGCUAGACUUGAUGGAUUUUUCUAAAAAUUUGUGGUAUUAUUCUUCACUAAGAGUACUUCAAAACGCAUGGUUACAAUAUAGGGUAAAGAGGUAAAUUGACGAUAAAAACGCAUUUUUUUAAAUUGUCAAUUUUCAGGGUCAUCCUACUUUUUUCAACAUCGCUAGAAAAAAUAUCUGAAUAUGGCGUUUUGUAGAGCAACUCAAGAGCUUUGAUGUCAUGUAUAAGCCAAGUGUACCAAAUGGGGUAAAACGGCCCUAGAAGGUUUUUUUCAAAAAACUGUCAAAAUCACUUGAAUCACUUUAGUUCCUGCUAGACUUAAAAAAUUUUACUUAAAAUUUGGAUUAUCACUGUACCUUACCAGAACUACCUACUUCACCAGAAGAUACGCAAUUUGGGGUAAAACGUUCCUUGAAGAUUUUUUUUUUUGAAAAAUGCCGUCAAAAUCACCAAACUGCAAUAACUCAGGUUAGACUUGAUAAAUUUACUGAUAUUUUAGAUUAUAACUCUAGUUAGAUACGAACUUAAGGGUAAGAUGACAUAAGUGACAAAUAGAUUUACAUGACGAAAAAAAAAUAUUUUUCUUGGAAAAUACUUGGCGAAUUUCAGGGUGCUAUUUCCUUAACAAAAAACAGUCCAAAACCCGAUGUUAGCAUUUUAUAAACCAACUAAAGAGCUUUUAUUUGAUAUCAAUUCCAGAUGCAUCCUUUGGAAACUGACUAAAAAGGACUGAACUUUUUCUUGAUUUUUUCACUAGGUUUCAAGAAAAGCAUCAAACCCUGUGAAUGACAAUAUCGAUGAGACGGAUGCUGAACGACUGCAAUAUUUCGAGUUUUGUUAAAGCAAAUGAAGUUAGUUAUGGUUUGAGUUUCAUGUUCAUCUUUUUAAUUUGAUUGUUUUCAAAUUUAAUUUAAAUCUUUUUAAUUUGAUUAUUUUUAACUUAAUUGUCAUCGGUCUCAUUCUCCGCUUUUUCCUGAGUGUUGGCCAAAUAAUCAUGUUACUCUGGUUGCUGUUGUAUCAACAAAAAUGAACAAUCAUUUUGAAAAAUCACGACUUCGAACAUUAAUGCUUAACAAUUUUUACUCAUGAUGUUCUUCAACGUUCAUCAAAGCACCAUCUUCCUUUACGCUAAGUUUCGCAUACAUAACUAUUGCAGAGAAUCGUGCAAAUAACGAUUUUAUUUGCUCCACAGAUAAGUAGGAACUCGGUUGGAAUUAUUUAUUCUUGCGACCAUCAUAAUAAAAGAUAUCGAUCUUUUACCUUGUUUGAAGCUUUUCGUGAAGUCAAGAAAAACUUUAGUCCUUUUUAGUCACUUCCCAAAGAUGCAUCUGGAUAUUAUGCCAAAUAAAAGCUUUGUAGUUGUUUAUAAAAUGCUAACUUCUGGUUCUAGACCUUUUCUGUAGAGAAAAUAGCACCCCGAAAAUCGCUAAGUAUUUCUCAAGAAAAAUAUUUAUUUUCGUUAUGUAAAACUAUUUGUCAUUUUUGUCAUCUUGCCUUUAAGUUCGUAUUAACUUAGAGUAAUUAUCUAAAUUUUCAGUAUACCUAUCAAGUCUAACCCGAGUUCUUGCAGUAUUGGUGAUUUUGACGGCAUUUUUCGAAAAAAAAAAUCUUCAAGGAACGUUUUACCCCAAAUUGCCUAUCUUCUGAUAGAGUAGGUAGCUCUAGUAAGGUACGGUGAUAAUCCAAAUUUUUAGUAAAAUAUUUUGAGUCUAGCAGAAACUACAGUGAUUUUAGUGAUUUUGACGGUUUAAAAAAAUACUUUCUAUGGCCGUUUUACCCCAUUUGGCUUGGCUUAUACAUGACAUUAAAGCUCUUGAGUUGCUCUACAAAACGCCAUAUUCAGAUAUUUUUUCUAGCGAUGUUGAAAAGAGUAGGAUGAUUCCGAAAAUUGACAAUUUUUAAAAGAAAAAUGCGUUUUUUUUCAUCAUGUUACCUCUUUACCCUAUAUUGUUACCAUGCGUUUUGAAGUACUUUUAGUGUGUAAUAAUAUUACAAAUUUUUAGAAAAAUCCAUCAAGUCUAGCAGAAGUUAUUGCACUUUUUAAUAUUUGGACGUUUUUGCACAUAACAUUUUCAAGGGCCGUUUUACCCCACUUAACCUCAAAUAAAAAAAUUGAAAUGUAGCAAAACUUCCUACCUUGAAUAGACAAACAAACGCUGAAAAUUUCAGCCCAAUCGGAGAACAUCAAAACAACGUCCCUCAGAAAGGCGGUUGCGUCUCUCGCGAACUGGCUCUUAAUUACAGUAAUCCAUACACGACUAAUUCUGGUUAUAAAUGGAUUACUGCUGGAAAGGUUUGCUACUUGAGCACUUGACAAAGUUGAGAAAAUUGCCAUAAAUUAGUUAUCCCCUAAUUUGAAAUUUAUUCAACGUAGUAUAGAAUGAACGGAAAGAAAAUAAAAACAAAAAUCUUUAUAACUCCCUGUAGCAUAACUCUAUCAGACUUACUUGAAUAGUUUUUCGAAAAACUUUUCAAUCAGGUAAUCAUGGUCAGUACAAUCUAUGGAGCACUUUUAUAAAGUGCUUUGAAGUUAAUACCUGCUGUUCUGUCAGUUUGCAUGUUUCUGUGAGUUUUGAAAGGAUUUUCAAUCAUUAGUCCUUUCCAUUCAACAAUUGUCUAAUAAAAAAUUCAUGCCAGCCCACUAAUGAUUAAUAUAUCGUCGCUGUUAAUUAUUGUGCAAGGGGUUUUCAUCAAUAAGUAACACAAAACUGUCGAAAUUUUGUAUCGUUAUUAUGCACUCUUUCGCAAAUUAUCGGCGCUGUUUGUGGAUGUGUAAAAUCUUUGUUGCUUUUAGUAGAAAACGGAGUAAAACAAUAUUAAUUAUUAGUUUCUAAGAGUAAAUCACUAUACAGAAAAAUUAAAGUUCAAUCAGUAUUUUAAUAUGGAAAAUUUAGCAGAAAAUAACUACACUAUUGUGAAACUAUAAAAUGAUAUUUGAGGGAAAAGGUGUAAACUAACGAACACUUGAAGCUUCUCUAUCCUGUUUUCAAAUAAUUAGCAUAAAAGAUAAAUGGUAAAAUAAAAUCAUUAAAAUUCACUAUAUUUACAAUAAUAAAUGUGCCAUAAACUGUGACUGAACAGACAAGUAGAAAAUAUGAGUCACACACCAAAACUAUAUGAAAACCUAAUAAAGUUGUUGAUUGAGCGGGUUUUCGUUACUAGCAACCGGAAUGUUUUCGAAAUAAUUAACCGCGAUCGAUACAGACACAGGGCAGGAGCUAGAUGUAUUUGAGCAUUUCCGAUAAAAUUUUGGAUUCUAACGUGACAUAUUUUAUUAGUAGCAGUUUGAGGAGUAAUAUGAGAUAGGCGUAAUUUUUCCCAACUAUUAUUGUUUGGGCUUAACCUUUUGAUAGGCAAUCGCAUGCUAUGAAAUGACUUCGUAUGAAGAAUCGACGAUAGAUUGAAUUGUCGCGAAAGAUGAUUAUUUCAGAUUAACAUGGAACGCGCAGUUUUUGCAUAGUAUUGUGCAAUACAUGAGAUUUGCAUCGUUUUCAAUAUUCAUGUUACGAAUUAAUAAAUAGAAUAGACGAUGCACCUCAAUUGAUUUUUUCUUUGAUAUAAGACUAGCUGUGUUUCAUCCACAUAGUGUUUCUCUUAAAGGUUGGUAGGAGUAGGAUCAGUAUUGCGCUAAAAGAUUUUGCUUUGAUUCCUAUAUCACUCCUAGCGGAGAUGUACUUUUUCAAAUAGCAUAGAGGAACAAUAUACAAAAAACCAAUAACAAGGUAAAUGUUUAGAAGAAUAACUAAAUUGAGUUAAAUUUUGUACUAUCACAAAAACUAACCUGACUUUCGCCACAGUAAAAGUAACAUUCUUAAAAAAACUUCUUUGCAAUUUCAAAUGGUUAUCAUUGCAUGCGACUCAUUGUCAAAAGGUAUGGCCCACUGUUUUUCGAAACUUUAAUCAAUCAAUUGUUUUUUUUUAUGCCGUAACUACUAAGGAAACUAGGAAAAGUAUUAUGUUUGAGUAUCUUUUAUGUUUACUUGUUAAUAUUUUAAAGCAAGGCUUUGUUAUUUUUUUACCAGUGGAGGAGAUAUUUCAAUGCAACGGAAUAAAAUAGUUUGUAUAUUUUUAUCUGGUAGUGAGUAGCUGAAUUUAAUGUCAAUAAUUUAGCAUUAUUACGAGCAGAAUUUUAACAAAUCGAUUCACAUUCUUGUGUACAACAAAUCCUAAGAAAUACGUCAGGUCGUGGUGCAGCUGAUUACAUAUUAAAGUAAAACUAAUCAGUAACGCUAAUAAGUUUAAAGCAUAUUGAAAAAAAAAGAUAUAAAUAAUAAAGUAUACAACAAAUUGAGAUCAAUUGAA
Messenger RNA from Wyeomyia smithii (pitcher-plant mosquito), 8209 nucleotides. RefSeq names its product ribosomal protein S6 kinase 2 beta-like. Lineage: Eukaryota; Metazoa; Arthropoda; Insecta; Diptera; Culicidae. Bases 546 to 3008 code for a protein of 820 amino acids. The record is from RefSeq and is a predicted model, not a curated record. Gene Ontology annotation, biological process: protein phosphorylation; intracellular signal transduction. Gene Ontology annotation, molecular function: magnesium ion binding; ribosomal protein S6 kinase activity; ATP binding. The transcript has 9 exons.